AUGUACCACCCGACAUCUCUCUACCAUUCCGCGAUACCGUCAUGUACAGAUAACAGUUGCAUUGAUUUCGGAAUUUAUGGUAUUGAACAGAAUGACUGCUGCCUCGACCUGAACUGCAUUGAGCCAUCAUUGGUGCCUGAGGAACAACAAGCAUAUACCUAUGCUACUGCUGCAUAUAGUACUGGCAGCAAUAGUAUUAAUGAUGCAGUGAUCGAUAGUGCAGACCAAGUGACUAGCCGGAUUUCACGUCGAACGAUCAGGAAAAAGCGCUCAAAAAAGGAUCCGAAUGAACCUCAAAAGCCAGUUUCAGCAUAUGCCUUAUUUUUCCGUGAUACGCAAGCUGCCAUAAAAGGAAAGAGUCCAAAUGCUAGUUUUGGCGAAGUGUCGAAAAUUGUUGCAUCGAUGUGGGAUUCAUUAGAUUGCCAUGCAAAGAAUUUGUACAAACAGAGGACAGAAAUGGCGAAAAAGGAUUACUUGAAAAGGCUUGCAGCUUACCGUGCUCAGCAAAUAUCACGUAAUGAAACAUUUCAACCGGUAUUGGUAUCAGGAAAAGAAGGACCACCAGCAAUGGAAACAAUGAAUUCUGCAACUUCAUCAAACUUAAAGCAAGAAGUAUCUACUGCAGUAGGUGAAAUGACCUUGGCAAAUUUGAUAGCCCGUCCACCAUCAACAAAUUUUUCUUCGCUUUAUCUUAAUCAACGUUUGAAUCAGAAAACGGAAAAGAACAUUGCUGGCAAAAAAUAA
This is a messenger RNA of Acanthocheilonema viteae, 744 nucleotides long. The record is from the annotation of a GenBank genome assembly. NCBI's taxonomy places the organism in Eukaryota, Metazoa, Nematoda, Chromadorea, Rhabditida, Onchocercidae.